UUUCCAAAAGUAUUUCUAGUUUUUGGAAAAAUGUUUGUAAAUCACCAUUUGGGGAUCUCUACGACAGGAUGCUCGUCUUUUUAUACCUAACAAUUUACUUGGUCGAGUGUCCUUUUUAUUUUUAAAUCGUACGUGUUUAAGAAGAAGAGUAUUAUAAGCGUCCACACGAGAGCCCCAUUUUUCAAUUGUCACUAAUUCGCCAAGAUACUCUAUAUUUGAAGAUAAUUGGACCAUUUUGCAUUUCGACAUUGUUAUUUGUAUUAUUUACAGCACGGAGACCUCCUCCUCCAUAACUACUUCUUUAUUUUUAAUUUUUUCAUUUUGCGUACAAUUCGAGUAUAGCUCACCUCAUUCAUUCACUUUUAUUCUAACACAAUGGACGAUCUUGUCGAACAAACCAUCGAUAGAUAUUUUGAUGUAUUCGAUUACAUCGUAUUCGGUGUUAUGCUCAUUGUAUCGGCUUUAAUCGGUGUUUAUUUUGCUUUUUUUGCUAAAGUUAAACAAGAUACUACUUCAGAAUACUUAAUGGGGGGAAAAACUAUGGGAAUUUUUCCAAUUUCUAUGAGUCUAAUAGCCAGUUACAUAUCAGGAAUAAGUAUGUUAGGAAUACCAGCAGAAAUUUACACCUACGGGACCCAAUUUUGGAUGAUAAUUACAUCAGAAGGUUUAGUAUCCAUAACAAUGGCAGUUGCAUAUCUUCCUGUUUUUUACAAAUUGCAAAUUACCUCGAGUUAUGAAUACUUAAAUCUAAGGUUUAAUCAAACAGUAAGAUUAUUAGGAUCAACUUUAUUUCUUCUCAAGAUGCUCCUUUACAUACCAAUAGUGAUAUAUGUGCCUGCACUGGCUUUUAGCCAAGUAACGGGUAUUCACUUGCACCUUGUAACACCAGUUGUAUGCAUCGUUUGCAUUUUUUACACAACAUUGGGUGGAUUGAAAGCAGUAGUAUGGACAGAUACAGUUCAAACAUUAGUUAUGUUUUGUGCUUUGGUGUGUGUAGCAGGAAUGGGAACAAUAAACGCUGGAGGAUUCACAAAAGUAUGGAAUACAAAUAACGAAGGAGGUCGAAUCGAUUUUUUUAAUUUUAAUUGGGAUCCAACAAUAAGACAUACAUUUUGGACUGUUUCAAUCGGGAAUUACUUUGGUUGGUUAGCUUCUUGUUCUAUAAACCAAGCAAUGGUACAAAGAUGUCUUGCAAUGCCCACAUUAAGAAAGGCCAACAUAACCGUAGGCAUAUUAGUCGUUGGAAUAAUGGCGUUAGUUUCAAUGUGUUGCUUUAUGGGGUUACUUAUUUACGCUACUUACCAUAAAUGCGAUCCAAUAACUCGAGGUGCUAUUACAAAAUCAGAUCAAUUGUUACCAUAUUUUGUUAUGCAUAUAGCUGGGUCUAUGCCUGGAUUACCUGGUUUAUUUGUAAGUGGAGUUUUUAGUGCUGCCUUAAGUUCAAUGUCAACAGGUUUAAAUUCAAUGACUGGGGUAAUAUUUGAAGAUUUAAUAAAACCGAACGUUAAAAAACCUCUUUCGGAAGCUUACGCGAGUUUGUUAAUGAAAACAAUUGUUGUUAUCAUAGGAACGAUAUGUGUUGGUCUAGUUUUUGUGGUUGAAAAAAUGGGUGCUUUAAUUCAAGCUUCGGGUAGUUUGGCAGCUAUAACAGCUGGGCCUUUAUUGGGGAUAUUUACUUUAGGAAUGUUUUUUCCAUUUGUAAAUCAUUGGGGUGCUUUAAGUGGAGGAUUAGUUAGCGGUGGAUUAAUAGCGUGGAUUUCAAUUGGAACUCAAAUGCAAAUGGCAAAAAAUCUGAUACAAUUUCCUCAAAAGCCGGUUUCUGUAGAAGGAUGCAAUCCAAAUUGGGUUAUGGAAUAUUUAAGUUUAACUUUACAUCCGGAUGCGAAACCAAAAUUGGAUCCGCCGUUUUUUCUUUAUAGAAUAUCGUAUAUGUAUUAUACAGCUUUAGGUUGUAUAACCGCAAUAACAAUAGGAAUUAUUGUUAGUUUAUUAACAGGGGGAAAUAAAAAUAAAAUUGUAGAUAAAAAUUUAUUCUCACCUGUAAUUCAUAAAUUUAUAAAAGGUACAGAAAAUCCUAACACUAAUUAA
This is a messenger RNA of Onthophagus taurus, 2088 nucleotides long. Its product is annotated as sodium-coupled monocarboxylate transporter 1. Gene Ontology annotation, molecular function: symporter activity. Gene Ontology annotation, biological process: transmembrane transport; sodium ion transport. NCBI's taxonomy places the organism in Eukaryota, Metazoa, Arthropoda, Insecta, Coleoptera, Scarabaeidae. Gene Ontology annotation, cellular component: membrane. The record is from RefSeq and is a predicted model, not a curated record.